AUGUCAUUAUUUUCAGUUUUGUUUACUCUAGUCCUGUUCUCGGAGCUAAGCAGCCAAUGGGUGGCCAUAGCUUCGCCAGCAAGCAAUGCUGGUGACAGCACGAAUGAACAAGAAGCCUUGGAUUUAAUGCUGAAUGAUCAGACCAUCUCUGAGCCAGCCUUGGCAUUUUUAAUGCACAGGAGCAGCACUGGUCUGGGUACCAACAUCCGUGAUGAUAAGGGAACUCCACAGGUCAAUAUGCUAUCGGAUAUGUACCUGAGGGGACAAGACACUGGUGGGAUGAUUCCCACUUUCACCCGUGGCAACACUCUGCUCACAGAUCGGAAUGUUGGACGUUUUCCUGAAUCCAUUACCAAAAUGGAUCGCAGAGACACUGACCUUGACAUGCUACGGUGCAUGAUUGGAAGAGUUUACCGGCCCUGCUGGGAAGUAUAAAUACUUCAGAAAUGUAUACAAAUAGCAUCAUGGCUAUCAUAAAUCGGUUAAAAAGCAAAGAAUGAAAAAGACAAAUAAAAGUUUAUUAA
Messenger RNA from Boleophthalmus pectinirostris (great blue-spotted mudskipper), 524 nucleotides. RefSeq names its product pro-melanin-concentrating hormone (gene pmch). Gene Ontology annotation, biological process: chemical synaptic transmission; behavior. Gene Ontology annotation, molecular function: melanin-concentrating hormone activity; type 1 melanin-concentrating hormone receptor binding. The transcript has 3 exons. The coding region runs from base 1 to 435 and encodes 144 amino acids. The record is from RefSeq and is a predicted model, not a curated record. Lineage: Eukaryota; Metazoa; Chordata; Actinopteri; Gobiiformes; Gobiidae.